Molecule: messenger RNA, 668 nt
Organism: Strigops habroptila (Kakapo)
Lineage: Eukaryota; Metazoa; Chordata; Aves; Psittaciformes; Psittacidae
Gene: SMIM4
Product: small integral membrane protein 4
Exons: 3
Coding region: 152-370 (72 amino acids)
Source: RefSeq, a predicted model, not a curated record
GUCCCCUCACUGAAGCCCCGCCCCGCCCAAUCAGGCGAGGGGAACCGCCCUGAGCUGGGUCACGUGGCUGCCGACCACGUCCUUCCCUUCGGCCGCGUCCUGGGUCCGGGGGCUUGCGCUGGAGCGCUGAAGGCGCCGAUCCCGGCCGGUCAUGGUGGUGAGCAACCGGGUGAAGCGCAUCUUGCGGCUGGUGCCCGGGAAGCAGCGCUUCGGCGUUUACAGGUUCCUGCCCUUCUUCUUCCUCCUCGGGGGAGCGAUGGAGUGGUUCAUGAUUAACGUCCGCGUUGGCAAGGAGACCUUCUAUGAUGUUUACCGAAGGAAACGAUCGGAAAGACAGUAUGAGGCAAAGAUGGCAAAAAAUGAACUUUAGCUGAAACGUUUCAAGAGGAAGGUCCUGAAUGCUUCAACUGUAUUGAUACCAAAAAAAGCAUUACCACCACAGUGAUGGUAGGGGAAGAUUUUGUCUCUGCAAGAUGAACUAUCAUCCAACAGUUUGUGUAAUACACUCCCGUAUGGUUUUGGCAGUUUUAUUCUUCCAUCUACUUCGUUAUCUUUCAUGCUUUGUAUUUAAGCCAAAUACAGUAGCAAAAAGUUCAUUGUAUUUGGGCUUCUGCCAUUUAUUUAAUGUUUGUUUAGUACUUUAAAAUAAACUAAAUUAAGUGAACAGA